GUCUACGAGAUGAUUGGAGAACGAAAGCUUGUUCUAUAUUCUGUAUCGGAUUGUGAUGAUAGCAGACGGGCUAAAUUAGCUUUGGAUAAAUGCACUGCUGAUUCACGAAAGAGCGAACCGGCACCAGUUGGAAUGUUAUUGCGCCUAUAAAUGAAUUAGCUGUUACAGUUACAACAGAAUAUAUGGCUGCUCCGUUUAUUACGAUGGAGUCCCGCUGCCAUAUAUAGGCUACCUAAACUGAAGAAAAUCAUAGGAAGGUGUCGUGGUAGGAGUGUCGCGGUUUGUUUUUGUAGUUUAUAAUUUGUCUCGCUAAUUCUCUGUUAAUGUAAUUUAGUAGUAGAAUAACAGGUGCAUGUAUUCCAGAGAGAGACUUCUCCCUUCUCGAAACCCAACCUGCUCUACCACGUUGCAAUAUAACCUACCUACACCGUUGGCUAGGCAGACAUACACAGACUACAGUGCAGGUGGCUACAUUGUUGCUCUUCAUCCCCAGUAGGCUACUAAACGUCUCCUGGAGGAGAAGGACUAUUUCAGUUGGCGGAGGGAAGAAUGAAGGCAGACGAGGAAGCUCCUCCCCCCUCCCCGGGGCUGGGGGGUUCGGCGAUCCGGUGUCGGGAAGUGUGUCGGUCGUACGGUGAACUCAAAGUCCUGAGUAAUCUCAACUUGACCGUGCCACAGGGACAGAUCUACGGCCUGCUGGGUCCGAGUGGGUGUGGGAAGACCACACUGUUGAAAUGCAUUGUGGGAACACUGAAGAUCUCCCGAGGGCACAUCAGCGUGUUGGGGAAGCCGCCCGCAUUUCCUGGUCACCAGGUCCCUGGGAGGAUGGUGGGGUACAUGCCACAGGACCUGGCGUUGUACAAUGAGUUUACCAUCAGUGACACUCUGACGUUCUUCGGAAGGAUCCACGGCCUGUCAUCUACGGACACCCAGGCACGCAUGGACUUCCUGGUGGACUUCCUGGACCUACCUCAGAAGAGCAAACUAGUCCGAAAUCUCAGCGGAGGGCAGAAACGGAGGGUGUCUCUAGGAGCGGCCUUACUUCAGAACCCCCAGUUAUUGAUUCUGGAUGAACCCACAGUCGGGGUGGACCCUGUGCUGAGAGCCAAGAUCUGGCAGCAUCUAGUAGAGAUUGUGAAAACUGGAAAAGUAUCAGUCGUCAUCACCACUCACUACAUCGAGGAGGCCAGGCAAGCCAACGUGGUGGGUCUGAUGAGGAAUGGCCGACUGUUGGCCGAGGGACAUCCAGAAACCAUGAUGAAACAGCACAAUGCACCUACCCUGGAGAAAGCCUUCCUGCAGCUGUGUGAGACCUCAGACCAGGUGGGCUCCAAACACAGCACCUCCCCUCUGGGCGGGGUCCUAGAGAGCAGCCAAUCAUUCGAGAGCGGCCGGGACGAGAGUCAACCAAUCCUGGGAGUCGGGCCGGGACCAGUUGAAGAGCUGCCCAAAUACUCAGCGGACUGGAAGGUACGAGUCAGGCAUGUGAUGCCAAAGUGGAGGAACAUCGCAGCUCUGAUUAUCAAGACCACGGUGCGGAUGAAGAGAAUGCCAGGGUCCCUGUGUUUCCAGUUCCUUCUGCCAGUCAUCCAGAUCUCUCUGAUGUGUCUGUGUAUCGGAGGAGACCCCAAAGAAAUACAGGUGGCUGUGGUCAACAAUGAGACCUCCUCCAGCUCCUAUAGCCAAUCCCUGCUCUCCUUCCUGGACAACUCCAGCGUGCAACAGGUGAACCUGUCCCAUGCUGAGGCUUUUGCAGGGGCCUAUAACGGAGAGUACUGGGCCGUCAUCGGGUUUGGAAAGAAUUUUACCAGCUACCUGACCAAGAGGAUGAUCCAGCGGCAGGUCUCUAAGGAGGUGGUGGAUGGAGGGUCGGUGCACGUCUGGUUGGACCUGACCAAUCAACAGAUCGCCAUGAUGCUUCAGAAGAAACUAGCCGAUGCCUUUGAGGACUUCGUCCAGUAUAAGAUGGGGAGCAUGUCUUACCUGGUCUCUCUUCCUGUCAAGUUUGAGGAGCCCAUCUAUGGCAGCAUGAACUCAGACUUCACCACGUUUGUGACGCCAGGAGCCGUUCUGAGCAUCACGUUCUACCUGGCAGUGGGCUUGACGGCUCUGUCCUUCGUGAUAGAGAGGAAGGAGGGACUAAUGGACAGGUGCUGGGUUGCAGGUGUUAGUUCAUUGGAGACUGUGCUGGCCCAUCUCAUCUCCCAGCUGUUUGUCAUCAGCAUCCAGGUCAUUCUACUACUGCUCUUAAUGCUGCUCGUCUUCAAGAUCCCUAAUGAGGGGAGCCUGGUGUUGGUUAUAGCUCUGAUUGGGCUGCAGGGUGUGACUGGCAUCUCCUUUGGUCUGGUCAUCUCAUCUGCCAUCGAUGAUGAACAGAACGCCAACCAGGCUGCCCUGGGUGUCUUCUACCCCAACCUCAUCGUCAGUGGUAUAAUCUGGCCUGUGGAGUGCAUCCCCUAUCCACUACGUUACAUCAGUUUGGCCCUGCCCCAGACCUACGCUUCUGAAGCCCUACGAUGCAUCAUGUACAGAGGCUGGGGUCUCUCCAGGAUGAUGGUGUGGCGAGGCUUCGCUGUCACCCUGGGCUGGAACACUUUCUUCGUCAUCCUGGCCAUCGUCAUCCUCAAGCUGAGGACCUGAGACGUCUACCCGGGGGGGAGGGGGGCUUCCUAGUCUCAGGAUGUCUGUGUCGGGGGACACUGUGCUUUAAGGGAGAAAGUGCUGCUUUUCCAGAGGUCAUCUUGCAGACAGACCCUCACCCACACCGACACGCACAAUCACACCCCCUCCUCCCCCCUCCUGCUUGCCAACUAGCUAACCCUGAGAACCAGAGUCUAUGGGUGAAGGACUACUAGGUGGGGCGAAUCAUUCCAAAUCUUGCAGGUAGAACUCUACUUCAUAGAAAGGAUAGCGUUCGCUAUUCCAUUAGAGAGUUGUGGCUGCUCUUUUAUGUUGUCGUCUUUCAUGCUGCAAUGCUUUGAAUGUUUCAACCGCCUGAAUCUGCCCUGCAGGCAAUGUUUCUCAACCCAGUUGUUUUACAGCCUACUUUAUUACAUACAGCCCAGCUAGCACAUUUGGUUCCUUUGAAGUGGUAGGAACGUAUGUUUUUUGGUUUCACAUUGGUUGUGGGAAGGAAGCCAUAGUUUCCUGACCGGUAAAACUGAAAAGUUCUUCAAACAUUCUGAGAAGAGAAGUUCCAGGAACAAGCUAAAUUGUCACGUCCUACUUCUCUGAACUAUCUGAGAACAUUCCCAAUGUCAAACCAGUUGGAGAACAUUACCAACAUUGAAAUGAAAUGUAGCUGUAUUUGAACUUAUAUGAAACGUUGAAAUACAUAACGUAAUGAAAUACCAAAAUACGUUUAUUUUGUUGUCAAGUUCAUUAAAUGUGCUGAGAAUGUUCCAAAGCCAAUUAACUAUCCUGCACCAUUCCCGGGAAGUUGUGGGAAGGUUGUAUGCUAAAUAACCAUAGAACAACCACGCUCUGACCAAGCUCUAAGAAACCUAUGGUUCUCAGAACGUUAUGUGCUUGCUGGGAGUAUUGUCUGAUUCACAGUGCAGGGCCGGGCCAAGCUGUACUGGGCUAGCCUGGUGACGCGUCCACCAUAGCUGCUGAAACCAUGUUGGAAAGGAUCGUGUGAAGAGAAAAUAUCAGAGCCAAUAACGGUUCAGGUCGUUGCUAUAGUGUGAAUCAGACAUCAGUCCAACGGCUGGUGGAGCCAGAGAACUGAGGUUGAGAAACACUGUGGAGUAGAAGUGCUGAUCUAGGGUCAGGUCCUCCCUGUCCAUAAUAAUAAUGAUUUAUUGUGAUGCAAACGGCUAAACUGAUCCUAGAUCAACACCCUUACUCUGAGACGCUUGAUAAUAGGGUUCCUGAUCACUGUCAUGUAUGAUCUGACCUUAGGCAUGUUUAACUUGUACCACCUGUUCUCAACAUAACACUGCAUUGAUUGGAGGGUUAUAUUUAGAGUUGCUGUUGAGGGUUUAUGAAUAACCUCUUCUACAGUAUAUGUUGACGGUAUUUACACACAUGAUAGAGAGAUUUAUUAUACUAUAUAUUUCAUAUUUUUUGAGGGAACUGUGUGUAAAAAAAAGAAUACAAUUUGAAUGUUUUUGGUAUUGUGGUGUUACUGGAUAGAGCUCUUCUUAGCUACUGGUGUGUGGGUAAAGAAUGGCCAAGAAGGACUCCCGUUUCACAGACGUUUUACUGAAGGAUGUUCUCUGAUGAUGGGAGUUCCUGUUCAGUAGAUGUUCUUCUACAACUGGUGGCGACACCGGCUCUGUCCAGGCGCUCGGCCCGGCUCUGUCCAGGCGCUCGGCCCGGCUCUGUCCAGGGGCUCGGCCCGGCUCUGUCCAGGCGCUCGGCCCGGCUCUGUCCAGGCGCUCGGCCCGGCUCUGUCCAGGCGCUCGGCCCGGCUCUGUCCAGGCGCUCGGCCCGGCUCUGUCCAGGCGCUCGGCCCGGCUCUGUCCAGGCGCUCGGCCACAGAACGAUGUCCACGUCCGUGCGAUUAGCAUGCGAGCAAACCUCCCAGACAACUGACUAACCUCAUCAUGGCACGCCCACCAACCAAUGAGCGACUAGCAGAAGGUGGACAGUAGAACCCACGGGGGAGGAGCUAUCCCAUCUGCACUACAGUAUGGAUAGAAGUAUAUUUUGAUGAACUGAAAUGCUAAACUCAAUGUCGGACAAAAAAAAAACUAAACUUAUUUUUGUCCACCGCUAUUUCCAGGGGCCUCUGGGUCUGAAUUCAUAAAGCAGAGUGGAAGUGCUGAUCUAGGACCAGUUUUGCCAUUUAAAUCAUAAUGAAUAAGAUUACAUGGACAGGAGGGGACCUGAUCCUAGACCAGCCUACCAAUUCUGAGGUUAUUUGUGGAUAUGAGCUCUGGUCUCUUAUCUGUAUUUUGUUCUGUUUUGCUUCCUGUUGCCUGUUUUGACAGGAAGUGGUGACCCUGUCUCUCUAUUGGUUACCAGGUGAUCUAACCUCCCAGUAUUGGCUUGCUGCUGAAGUAGCCUUGGCUUCUGGUUAUUGGUGGAAUGCAGUAUCUCUGGAGUCUGUUGUGUGCCUGUGCUUGCCUCAUACCCCUUAUAAAAAAGGGCAGUUUGAUUGAUUGUCCUGACGGUGAUUGCAUGGGGCUUGUCCCGUCGUGGUUGACAGUUCUGUCAGUGGUCGUGUUUGUUUAUUGGGAUCCCUGUUAUCUUUUGCAGAAGCAGCAGCUACUCUUCCUGGGGUCCACCUAAAACACACAACAUGACAAGUAACAAAACACUGGUACACUGAUAGACAAGGACAGUCACACACAUCUAAAAAUACAUGAAUAUACAACAAUAAAUUGUGUGUGUGUGUGUGUGUGUGUGUUACCUGAGAAGGUCAUCAGCUUUUAAUUACUUUUGUCUUCCCAUCACCCCCCUGCUGCUGGACAGAGUGGUGGCUGCUGGGUAAAGCCCUUGGACAUGUACCACAGCAAAGAGUAUCCAGUCAGUUCUGUUUUAAUGACAUCUCUCCAGCAUGUCCACUCAUUGUGUUUUAUUACUGCUGGUAUAUUAUAAUGUAUUAUUCCAUAUGUGAAAUCAAAGUGUCCAACAACAGAUAUUGAGGUCUCUUAACUUCCCUGAGCCGGGAUCAAUACAUUUCUCUGAUCCAAUGGGAGCUCUCUAUAUAUUUCAGAGUUUCUAUUGGGUUUGGGGACGAUUGACAGCAGCCCGUGGUAUUCCGGGGGUUCUGAGAUUUCGUAUCUUGUAUUUCUAGUGUCCAUCCUUCGAAGUCGUGCCAUUGACCAUUAUUACUGAAUGAGAAAUAUGUUUACACGCAUCGAACCGACAAAGUGCUGAUGACUUGAACAGACAAAAGGCUGAAACGAGCUCACGGCAGAAGGAGCUAGUUCACGUCAUUCGGUUUCUGGUUGAUAAAUAUGAUAAUAGAGAAGGUACCAUGUUAACUUAUGAAGCUAAAGCAUCUACACCAGCAUGUGUGUUACUGAAAUUGAUUGAUGUUUUCUGAAGAAUUGUGAAUUUUAGACCGUAAGGCAACUUUUCAAGGUAACUGCAGAAGUUACAUUUACAGUGCUUCCCAAAUGGCACCCUAUUCCCUACAUAGUGCACUAUUUUUUUUGACCAAACCCCUAUGGGCCCUGGUCAAAAGUAGUGCACUAUAUAUAUAUAAGGAAUAGGGUUGGCAUUUGGGGUGCAUUCUUAAACGACCUUGUUUAACGUGGUAUAUUUUAGAAAAGUCUAGUUUGUAUUAUAGAGAGAGAGAGAGUGUUAUACAAAUCAAGUUUCAAUUGAGGAAAGUGACAUAAAUAUUUAUAUGUAUCGCAUUGGGGUCAAGAGGUCAAGGACCAUCACGGCUGAACCUUGGAGUUUAUUGAGUGUUAAUUCAUGUGGAACGCCAUAUUUAUUGUGUUUCCUGUUUUGCUCACGCUCCGUUGCCUUUUAUGUGUUUUGCUUUGUGCUGCUAUUUCCCACAUCUUAAGGGACACAUCCACAUUCAUCUGGGAUGUAUGUGUCUUACAAAUGACAUAACAGGUGUUAUAAACACGUGUGACUGCAGAUGACUUGUGACUUAUCUUAUGACGACUGACAUAACACAAACUGGAGUUGGGGUUGGAAAUCCAUCAAAUCCUUCAUUAGAUUGUAGCCCUGUUAUAACAGGCAUAAUAUAUAUAUAUAUAUAUAACCUGUUAUGUCAGCUUAUGACAACUGACUUAACACUGUCAUGACACCAAACUGUUAUCUAGGUCAGCUAGUUACCACUAGCCAACUAGCUUAUAGAUCAUUUUAAGACUAUUCAUGUCAUUUGUUUUGUCAAUGAUAUGUAGGCCUUAUGCCAGGGCAUAGGGUUCAGGUAACGUGUUAGCUGCCAUAAUGUAUAGGAUGCGUCCCAAAUGGCACCCUAUUCUCUACAUAGUGCACUCAUUUUUUACCAGAGGCCUAUGGGUACUGGUCAAAGGUAGUGCACUAUAAAGGCAAUAGGGUAGCAUUUGGAACACAGCCACAGCGUCAGCUCUGCUGGUGUCUGUGACUCUAUACUUCUACCUCCUCCAUGUUCCCCCCCAAAGGGCCUUUUAUAUAUGUAUUCAUACCAGACCUGGGUUCAAAUACUAUUUGGAAUCUUUCGAAUCAUUUCAUCCUUUGCUUUUAGCCUGUCUGGAAUACGAGAUGGGCGGGGUUUGCAGUUUUGCAACUAUUCUAUUGGUUCCAUUGUGCCAGGCAAACAUGAUCGAGCCCAGCUAAAGGAUUUUAAGUUACUGUAUUUUGAAUAUACUGAACAAAAAUAAGCGCAAGAAGUGUUGGUCCUAUGUUUUAUGAGCUGAAAUAAAAGUUCCCAGAAAUGUUCCAUGUGCACAAAAA
Messenger RNA from Oncorhynchus mykiss (rainbow trout), 7347 nucleotides. The record is from RefSeq and is a predicted model, not a curated record. NCBI's taxonomy places the organism in Eukaryota, Metazoa, Chordata, Actinopteri, Salmoniformes, Salmonidae.